This is a messenger RNA of Aegilops tauschii subsp. strangulata, 1303 nucleotides long. The record is from RefSeq and is a predicted model, not a curated record. NCBI's taxonomy places the organism in Eukaryota, Viridiplantae, Streptophyta, Magnoliopsida, Poales, Poaceae.
GAUUAAGUUUUCUAUAAUAUAGAGAGGAACAGAUCUGUCCCUGUUGCUUGGUGUUAUAUUAUGUUAAUGUGAUGAGAAAUUUCAAUAUCAUAACUCUGUUUUUACACAUUGCACUGUUUAGACAUGUUGCUAUUUUUACUACCAUUUGUUUCUUAAUUGAUUAUCCCCUUCCUACCUUUUGUCAUGCAUUUGUUUAGGAUAUGCAAUGGCAUCAAGAGAAGAUACCAUCUUGGCACACCAGAAUCGACAAACUACUCAGCAAGAAUCUGGUAAUCUGAACUAUGUACAUUUACUUUAGCAAUUGCAAACAACUAAUAUUGUAAACCCCUGGCAAUAUGUACUUUUCCUUGAAUGAUGGCCUCUCAACCCUCAAUUUCUUGAUUAUUGUCUCAUGAUCACCAAUACAAUGUCCAUCCCCACUACAUCUUGCAUUUGGUUCCCAGGAGCAAACAUAAUAAAUUUGUAAGAACUACAAAAACAAGUACGAGUUAAGAACUACAUAAUAAAUUUGCCAUCACACUUUGUGAAAAUGCAUGCAGGAAUUGAUAGAUCAAGUUAUCUGAAUGGGGCUCCAACUUUAUCCUCAGGGCGAGACAACACUCAAGCACGAAGGGUGACAAGAGGCUCCGUAUCAUCGUCAAGGGACGAUACCAUCAUUGCGUACAAGAAUCAGCAGAGCAGACAACCAACAUCAGCAAAUGACAUGACAAAUACUGUACAACAAAGUAACGCUACGGAAAGCCCCACAGACCAGUCCAAUUGGCCGUCGCACGCACGCCGACAUCGUACAGAAGCGGAUAUAGAAAGUGGUGGUCAAAAGAAGAAGGGGCGAGGUGUCCUCAAAGGAAUCAAGGUCGCCAAGAAGCGAUUCGCCAAUGGUUCCUCAAAGCUUCACAUUGAAUUUUCCAAAACAUUGGGAGGUUCUAUCGGAGAGAACUAUCGUUUGUUUGUGGAUGACGUGGUGGUUUACAUGAAAAGGAAGGCACCACUCAUUGGUGUGAACAAGUGGUCUGCCAUUGAUUCUUCUGUGAAGGAUUCAAUCGUUGCUGAUGUCAUGGCUAAGUGGGAUUUGGAGGACACAUAUUCUACGAAGGGAAAAAUACUAACAAUUGCUAGAGAGCGCUAUAGAGGAUGGCGGUCAACUUUGGAUUCAACAUACAAAGCAUACAGUACUGAUGCUCAAAGAAGGGCCAAUAAACCCGAGGAUGUAACUCCAGAGGAGUGGGAUUAUAUGAUCAAUUAUUUUGGCACCGAUUUAAAAUUCCAGGUUACUUCUGUGUACAUUACUAGGUGUAGAGCUUAG